ACCGAAUGCCCCAAGAGGUGAAUUUGCAAGGACUCCUCCUCAUUCCGUUAUCUGUAAACCCACGCCACCGAUAAUCUCGUCUUCCUCUCUCUCUCUCUCUCUCUAGACGCACGCCCCGACGGCGGCCCAAACUUCUCUCUCUCCAAGCGUUCUCCCGCCGUCGAUCCUCUCCGAUUUUACCGCUCCGCCAUGGCUAAUGCAGCAUCAGGGAUGGCUGUGCAUGAUGAUUGCAAGCUGAAGUUUUUGGAGCUGAAGGCAAAAAGGACUUACCGCUUCAUUGUAUUCAAGAUUGAGGAGAAGCAGAAGCAGGUUGUGGUGGAAAAGGUUGGCGAGCCAACUGAUAGCUAUGAAGACUUCACUGCGAGCCUUCCUGCUGAUGAGUGUCGAUACGCUGUCUACGAUUAUGACUUUGUGACAGAAGAGAAUUGCCAAAAGAGCAGGAUUUUUUUCAUUGCGUGGUCCCCUGAUACAUCACGGGUGAGGAGCAAAAUGAUUUAUGCAAGCUCCAAGGACAGAUUCAAAAGGGAGCUUGAUGGCAUCCAGAUAGAACUGCAAGCAACAGAUCCAACUGAGAUUGGCCUUGAUGUCAUCAAAUGCCGUGCUGAAAAAUAAUUGAUUCUCUGGUUGUGCUGCUCGUGCUAUGGAGUUGGGCUGCUUGUGCAAUGGGCUAUGGAGUCGGGCUGCUCGUGCAAUGGAGUGCAUCGCGCUCAUUGCUUUAUUGAAGAGCAAUGUUAAUAGUUAUGGCCCUUAUGAGACAGUGGAACCUGUUUUAGAUAUGAUAUUGGUUUGUUGUUCAGAGCUUGACAUUAGUAUAAUAUUGUCCUUAUCUAGAACAAGUUCAGUGAUUUGGAGCUUAUUUGAUGACUUCAUCUUGUGUGGAACUUAAAUAAGAUAUCUGCUAUCACCUUUCUGUUUA
Molecule: messenger RNA, 916 nt
Organism: Rhododendron vialii
Lineage: Eukaryota; Viridiplantae; Streptophyta; Magnoliopsida; Ericales; Ericaceae
Product: actin-depolymerizing factor 2
Exons: 3
Coding region: 190-612 (140 amino acids)
Biological process (GO): actin filament depolymerization
Cellular component (GO): actin cytoskeleton; cytoplasm
Molecular function (GO): actin filament binding
Source: RefSeq, a predicted model, not a curated record